UUCCUGAGAGCCCGCCCACAGGUAGUACAUCAGUAUGAGGGGAGGACGCUGACUUCUGCUGGCCCACCGUGCUACCUGCGGAGUUAGUGAGAUCAAGUCCUCAUAAUACCUCCAGCAUGGCGUCAACGGCGUUACGAUCAGUGCUGAGGACAAAGGUCCCUUAUAAAGCCAGCCGUAUGUGCUACUCCUCCUCCUCAGUGCCCACCACCAAACUGUUCAUCGAUGGCAAGUUUGUUGAGUCCAAGUCUUCAGAAUGGCUGGAUAUUCACAAUCCUGCUACUAAUGAAGUGAUUGCACGUGUACCUAAAGCCACGCAGGCCGAGAUGUUGGCUGCUGUAGACUCCUGCUCCAGAACCUUUCACUCCUGGUCCGAGACCUCCAUCUUGGCUCGGCAGCAGAUCUUUCUGCGCUAUCAGCAGCUUAUCAAGGACAACAUUAAAGAGCUCGCCAAGGCCAUCACAGUGGAACAGGGCAAGACCCUUGCAGAUGCAGAGGGGGAUGUGUUCAGAGGAUUGCAGGUCGUGGAGCACGCCUGCAGCAUCACCUCCCUGAUGCUCGGGGAAACCUUGCCCUCCAUCACCAAAGACAUGGACACCUACACCUACCGGCUGCCCCUGGGCGUGUGCGCCGGCAUCGCCCCCUUCAACUUCCCCGCCAUGAUCCCUCUGUGGAUGUUCCCGAUGGGCAUGGUGUGCGGCAACACGUACCUGCUGAAGCCGUCGGAGCGCGUGCCGACCUGCACCAUGCUGCUGGCCAAGAUGCUGCAGGACGCCGGCGCUCCAGACGGAACGCUGAACAUCAUCCACGGCCAGCACGAUGCUGUGAAUUUCAUCUGUGACAAUCCGGCCAUCAAGGCGAUCAGCUUUGUCGGGUCAAAUCAAGCAGGAGAGUAUAUCUACGAGAGGGGCUCCAAAAACGGCAAGAGGGUCCAGUCCAACAUGGGAGCCAAGAACCAUGGUGUGGUGAUGCCUGAUGCCAACAAGGAGAACACUCUGAACCAGCUUGUGGGCGCAGCGUUCGGGGCAGCGGGACAACGCUGCAUGGCUCUGUCCACAGCCAUCCUGGUGGGUGAGGCGCGGAGCUGGCUGCCGGAGCUGGUGGAGCGUGCCAAGGCUCUGCGCGUGAAUGCAGGAGACCAGCCUGGAGCAGAUGUGGGGCCUCUGAUCUCUCCCCAAGCCAAGGAGCGAGUGUGCAGUCUGAUCAAGAGCGGCGUGGACGAAGGAGCGAAGCUGCUCCUGGACGGCCGAAGCGUGAAGGUCAAGGGUUAUGAAAACGGCAACUUUGUGGGACCGACCAUCAUCGGCAGUGUCACACCUCAGAUGAAGUGCUACACUGAGGAGAUCUUCGGGCCUGUGCUGGUUGUUCUUGAGGCGGACACUCUGGAUGAUGCCAUCAGCCUGGUCAACAAUAACCCCUAUGGCAACGGUACAGCGAUCUUCACCACAAAUGGUGCCACUGCACGCAAAUACACUCACGAGGUGGACGUGGGCCAGGUUGGAGUGAAUGUGCCCAUCCCUGUGCCGCUGCCAAUGUUCUCCUUCACCGGAUCCAGAGGAUCCUUCAGAGGGGACACGAACUUCUACGGGAAACAAGGCAUCCAGUUCUACACACAGAUCAAAACCGUCACCUCACAAUGGAAAGCCGAGGACGCCACCUUGAAAAGUCCUGCAGUUACCAUGCCGACUAUGGGACGCUAAAUACUCCAUCCAAGUCUGAAAAACCACCAGACCCUUCAUCCACAUAAAGACUUAUAUGUUCACUGUGAAUAGUUCGUAAAUGCAAAUUAUUAAAUAAUACUUUAUGAAGGCUUUAUAUUAGAUUUGUACAUAUGGAUAUUGUGUAAAUAUCCACCACUAUGGCUGAGAGUUUAACAAUGCAAAAGGUCUGCACAUCUCCUGUUUUCUAAAAUACAACUCUUGUAUUAAAACUAA
Molecule: messenger RNA, 1931 nt
Organism: Stegastes partitus (bicolor damselfish)
Lineage: Eukaryota; Metazoa; Chordata; Actinopteri; Pomacentridae
Gene: aldh6a1
Product: aldehyde dehydrogenase 6 family, member A1
Exons: 12
Coding region: 117-1697 (526 amino acids)
Biological process (GO): L-valine catabolic process; thymine catabolic process
Cellular component (GO): mitochondrion
Molecular function (GO): methylmalonate-semialdehyde dehydrogenase (acylating, NAD+) activity
Source: RefSeq, a predicted model, not a curated record